Molecule: messenger RNA, 2936 nt
Organism: Pongo pygmaeus (Bornean orangutan)
Lineage: Eukaryota; Metazoa; Chordata; Mammalia; Primates; Hominidae
Gene: PANK4
Product: pantothenate kinase 4 (inactive)
Exons: 18
Coding region: 366-2627 (753 amino acids)
Biological process (GO): coenzyme A biosynthetic process
Cellular component (GO): nucleus; cytosol
Molecular function (GO): ATP binding; pantothenate kinase activity
Source: RefSeq, a predicted model, not a curated record
GAAGGGCAGGGCUCUCUGACAGUCUGCAGACCCACGUGCCCCCUUAGAAGCAGGUGGGCGGCCUCUGCGGCCUCCCUCAGCAGGGCUCAGAGCACUUGAGUUAAGCCUGUGGACAGCGCGGUAAAAGAACAUCAAUCCAGAUGUUCUGUGCUGAUGCGCGAUCUCUGGAGGAUAACCACCCGCCCGCCCGCAGUCCGGGGCCUCUCGGACCCCUGCCCAGCGCUGGCCCUAGCCCGCCCUGUAGCGGCCGAGACCUCAGAGGCCGGGGGUGAGGGAGGGAAGGGGCGGGGCCGGCGCCUCAUUAACAUAAUCUAUGCGAGGGGGCGUUUGGCAGUCAAAUAUAUGCGCAUAUAUCUCCAUGGCUGAUGAGCUGGCCGGGCACUUUCAAAAUGGCGGAGUGUGGAGCGAGCGGCAGCGGGAGCAGCGGGGACAGUCUGGACAAGAGCAUCACGCUGCCCCCCGACGAGAUCUUCCGCAACCUGGAGAACGCCAAGCGCUUCGCCAUCGACAUAGGCGGGUCGUUGACCAAGCUGGCCUACUAUUCAACGGUACAGCACAAAGUCGCCAAGGUGCGGUCUUUCGACCACUCCGGAAAGGACACAGAACGUGAUCAUGAGCCGCCCUACGAGAUUUCAGUUCAAGAAGAGAUCACUGCUCGACUGCACUUCAUUAAGUUUGAGAAUACCUACAUCGAAGCCUGCCUGGACUUCAUUAAAGACCAUCUCGUCAACACAGAGACCAAGGUCAUCCAGGCGACCGGGGGCGGGGCCUACAAGUUCAAGGACCUCAUCGAAGAGAAGCUGCGGCUGAAAGUCGACAAGGAGGACGUGAUGACGUGCCUCAUUAAGGGGUGCAACUUCGUGCUCAAGAACAUCCCCCAUGAGGCGUUCGUGUACCAGAAGGAUUCCGACCCUGAGUUCCGGUUCCAGACCAACCACCCCCACAUUUUCCCCUAUCUUCUUGUCAAUAUCGGCUCUGGAGUCUCCAUCGUGAAGGUGGAGACGGAGGACAGGUUCGAGUGGGUCGGUGGCAGCUCCAUUGGAGGCGGCACCUUCUGGGGGCUCGGCGCUCUGCUCACCAAAACGAAGAAGUUUGACGAGCUCCUGCACCUGGCCUCGAGGGGCCAGCACAGCAAUGUGGACAUGCUGGUGCGGGACGUCUACGGCGGCGCCCACCAGACGCUCGGGCUGAGCGGGAACCUCAUCGCCAGCAGCUUCGGGAAGUCGGCCACCGCCGACCAAGAGUUUUCCAAAGAAGACAUGGCCAAGAGCCUGCUGCACAUGAUCAGCAAUGACAUUGGGCAGCUGGCCUGCCUCCACGCGCGGCUGCACAGCCUGGACCGCGUGUACUUUGGAGGCUUCUUUAUCCGGGGCCACCCCGUGACCAUGCGCACCAUCACCUAUAGCAUCAACUUCUUCUCCAAGGGAGAAGUGCAGGCGCUGUUUCUGAGGCACGAAGGCUACCUGGGAGCCAUCGGAGCGUUCCUGAAAGGAGCCGAGCAGGACAAUCCUAACCAGUACAGCUGGGGAGAGAACUAUGCAGGCAGCUCCGGGCUGAUGAGCACAUCACCCGAGCUCGGCCCGGCGCAGCGGGCGCGGAGUGGCACCUUUGACUUGCUGGAAAUGGACCGGCUGGAGAGGCCACUGGUUAACCUGCCGCUCCUCCUGGACCCGCCCUCCUACGUGCCCGACACGGUGGACCUCACUGAUGAUGCUCUGGCCCGAAAAUACUGGCUCACCUGCUUUGAGGAGGCCCUGGAUGGGGUAGUGAAGCGCGCAGUGGCGAGCCAGCCAGACUCUGUGGAUGCAGCCGAGAGGGCGGAGAAGUUCCGGCAGAAGUACUGGAACAAGCUUCAGACCCUGAGGCAGCAGCCCUUCGCCUAUGGGACCCUGACUGUGCGCAGCCUGCUGGACACCAGGGAGCACUGUCUGAACGAGUUCAACUUCCCGGAUCCCUACUCCAAAGUGAAGCAGCGGGAGAACGGCGUGGCGCUGAGGUGCUUCCCCGGGGUCGUGCGCUCCCUGGACGCUCUGGGCUGGGAGGAGCGGCAGCUGGCGCUGGUGAAAGGCCUCCUGGCGGGAAACGUCUUCGACUGGGGGGCCAAAGCCGUGUCUGAUGUCCUUGAAUCCGACCCCUGCUUUGGGUUUGAAGAAGCAAAGAGGAAGUUACAAGAUAACAGUGGAAUAGACAUCAUUUUGGGAGUCUUCCCCUUUGUCAGGGAGCUACUCCUUAGAGGGACAGAGGUCAUCCUGGCGUGCAACUCAGGCCCCGCCCUGAACGACGUGACCCACAGCGAGUCCCUCAUCGUGGCAGAGCGCAUUGCAGGCAUGGACCCUGUCGUGCACUCCGCGCUCCGGGAAGAGAGGCUGCUGCUGGUGCAGACGGGCUCCAGCUCCCCAUGCCUCGACCUCAGCCGCCUGGAUAAGGGGCUGGCCGCACUGGUGCGGGAGCGUGGCGCGGACCUGGUGGUCAUCGAGGGCAUGGGCCGUGCCGUCCACACCAACUACCAUGCGGCCCUGCGCUGCGAGAGUCUCAAGCUGGCCGUCAUCAAGAACGCGUGGCUGGCCGAGCGGCUGGGCGGCCGGCUCUUCAGCGUCAUCUUCAAGUACGAGGUCCCGGCCGAGUGAGGCACUGCGGCUGCCGGACUGUUCCGCUUGUCACUUGUCAGGAAUGUGUUUUUACCACCACAGGGAAACUGCGUUCAAAUCGACAUAUUUAUAUUGUGCUACCGUGACACGGCACAUACGCCCCAGCCCGCACAGAUGCGUGUGGUCGAGAGGCAAGACGCAGCUUUGUCCUGGGGGACAUUCGUAUAGGAAUCUAUUUAACUGCUAAAGAACCUUUUAUAUAUAUAUAUAUAAAUAGAGAGAUCUAUACAGGUAUGCCUGACAGGACGCAGCGCCGUGGGCACGCACCAAAUAGAGUUUUUAAAAGAG